This is a messenger RNA of Eremothecium cymbalariae DBVPG#7215, 1464 nucleotides long. It is a transcript of the gene MRX6, whose product is annotated as Mrx6p. The coding region runs from base 1 to 1464 and encodes 487 amino acids. The transcript has a single exon. The record is from RefSeq and is a predicted model, not a curated record. NCBI's taxonomy places the organism in Eukaryota, Fungi, Ascomycota, Saccharomycetes, Saccharomycetales, Saccharomycetaceae.
AUGCUUAAAACAUUGAAUAAGGCUUCAUGCAUGUUGCAGUCAUGUCGAUUAUCGGGAAUUUGGCUGGUAUCUCCAGUUCGGUUAAUUUCAUCUAAGGCAGAUGAUGGCAUAGCGGAGAAAGAUAAGAAGCAGAAGAGUGGUAGAAAGGGUAAAAGGCAGGGUUCGUCAAGGUUAAAAGUGGAUGAACAUUCAAAGGUCAGUAAGAAGUUAGUUACAGAUAAAAAACAGGGCGAUGCUAAAAAUAUUGUGGAUGUCUUUAAUAAGCGGGAUUAUCUUUUAGUGCCCACAGUUGCAUCUACGGAUCAUGUUCCUUUAGAGGAGAUUGCUACAGAAGAGCUGUUUGCCAGAUACAGGCCACUAUUUUUGGGUAACUCUAUUUUAGACACUGAUAGGCAUGGGAAACUUCUGGAUAAGUUCUUCAGUUCCUUGAAAGAUGCUGGAAACAUUAUUGUUGAUAUCGAGCAUAGGUCUGUUGAGGUCAAUUUUCAAGAUUUGUUGAAGGUUUUAAAGACAGGAUCCGUUGAUAUCCAAAAAUGGAAACACGCAGAUUCUGAAUUAUCUUGGAAGAUACUGAAACAUAACCCCAUGUAUCCCGAGCCGCCAAUUGAUGAGAGUCUGUUAAAUCAAUCUGAUUCAAGGUCAAGGUCUAUAAAACAGGGAACACUGGGUAGAGCUGAAACGGCUUCUAGUUUCCAACCAAAAAGUUUUAAAACCAAAUUUCAUAAUUCAAAAAUAAAUGACGAAAUUAGGGUCAUUGAUCUAUAUCGACCACUGCCCAAAUAUCGGUUACCAAAGCCUAAAUAUGCGACAACGUCUCCAGAUAUUGUGGCUAUGUCAGAGAAUAAAUAUGAAACUGAAAGGAAGAAUAUGUCCGAGGAGUUUAAAUUUAUAAUGGCUGAUGAACGGAUUUUGAGGAAUAGCCUAGAGAAAUUAACCAAAUUUGUCUGUAAGGAAUUCCAUAAAUUAAGCAAGUUACAAAUGAGCUUAGAUAUCCCAGAUUUCAGAUUACCAUUGUAUAUAUAUGUUGAAAAAUCAAUCCAAUCGAGGAAUAACUUUCGGAGUUUUUUAAGGAACACAUUAAUUAAUUAUAUUCGUCCGUUACUUUUAGGUGUAAGUCAACAUCAAGGGUCAUUAGAUAGGGCAAAAAAGUUUAAUAACAGGGUUCACCUAAAGAUAAAUUCAAUGGUCAAAGAUUUGUCGGUUUAUUUGCCGUCUGUUAAUUUCUCUGGGGACACAGUUACUUGCCUAUUCCAUAGCAGUCCGGUGCCAGCGUUUGGGAGAAUGUAUUGGUUGAAGCAUAAUAAAAGACAUCUCGUAUUCCGUGGAAAGAGGAGUCACAAUAAUCUAUUUUAUAAUGCAUCCAGGUAUCACAAGUGGAAAGGUACCGGCUACAUAAGGUACCCUGCUGUACUACAUUGGGAAACAUUUAAACAGGCUUUCAAGGAAUGGGAUCAUUUCACAUAA